AUGUCGUCUUCUUCAGUUGCCUCUGCCAGUGUGAGCAGCCGCAACGCGACAAGUCCAACUUCCACGCCAAGCAGUAGUAGCAGCGCUACAAGCAGUACUAGCGUGGACGCAGAAACGGCUCAUUUUCUGCACUUGUAUCAAGACUUGACUUCCAACGUUUUUGACGAUUCUACUGACUCUGGCAAACCGAUCAUUCUCUCGUCGUUGCAUCGCUUGGACGAACUUCUCCACGACACUAACGCUUCCGCCAGGGAGCGAUUGAUGCCCGGAGUCAACGCCGACACCGUUGCCACCAUUCCGGAAGGAAAACAAUUCCUAAGAUGUCAUUUGGCAGCUCUGCUGGAUUUCAGUCACGGAGACAACGUGCCCUACAAACACGCUUUUGAAGCUGCGGCUGCCAUAGCAUUGGCUGUGCAUCAUCUCAAUGAAGGCGUGGGCUGGAUCGUCCCGGAAGUCACGGGAUUACAUCAACGAUGUCCCAUCCGUUUCACGGCCGAGUUUGCUGACACCGAGUACGAUCAAGGCGUCGCACUCAAGCACGUUAUUGACAUGACCGACCGGGACAAACACAAACCUUGCGCAUUCAUUGGUGCUCCGUCCUCCGAUAUCUCCAUUCCCACCGCCAUUGUCACGUCCAUUCGAGGAUACCCUCAAAUAUCCUCACAAUCGACGUCCGAACAACUCGAUGACAAUGCACAGUUCCCACUCUUUGGGCGCACAGUACCCUCCGAUGUCGACAAUGCCGUUCCCAUUGUCAAGUGGUUUCGCGACAAACUCGGAGCCACACAUCUUGCUGUCGUCCAUGUCAAUAACGGAUACGGAAAUGCCUUUGCCGACGAUCUCAAAUUGGCCGCACAAGCACAUGCACCCGAUCUCAAAAUUGAAAAACUGGAACUCUCCGAACAUCCCAAUCAAGAACUCAUACAAGAUACCAUACGAAACAUUGAACGCACCAAAUUCAGUUACAUCUUUGCCGCACUCAACGAUGCCGUCAUUGACUCGGUCAUGCUAGAAGCCUAUCGACAGGGCGUUGCCGGGAAUGGGAUUCACAAUUGGUUCUUCUCCAACACUUUUGGCGACAUUGACGAUCGAUUCUUUGAACCAGGAUCACCCCUUCAUUUGGCAUAUCGGGGGGUGGGACGACUCCAAGUCUCGGGAGGACAUCAGGGAAUGAGAUCGUUCGAUACGUUUGCCUGCAAUCUACGGACGCUACGAAGCAGUCCUCCCGAUUUGGAUUAUCUCGCGUCGCUGCUCCCGCAAAAGGAAUACAUGCAAAAGAACACGGAAGAAUACAUUACACUCGACACCGUUACCGCCAACAAUGGACUCAAUAUGCAACGACAUUCUCAUCGAAUGCCGUACAUAUACGAAGAUGAUUUCAUGGAUCCGGUCCCCAAAAUGGCCGAUCGGACCUCACCGGCCUACGAAGCCGCCAUUGCACUCGGAUUGUCUGCCUGUGACGUCGUUGCCAAUGGAUUGCCACUCACGGGGAAACACCAUUUUGAACAAUUCACCAAAACGGAAUUCAUGGGAGUCGAAUCACAGGUCAAAUUCGCACACGAAACGGGAACCAGAGAUCCCGACACGACACUCUUUGCCGUCGAAAAUGAAGUGGAAGAAAUGGUUCGAAUGAACGUCAAGGUGGAUGCCAAUGGGACUACGGAAUGGCGAGAGCUGGUCCAGUUUCAUGCCGUCGUCACGGAUGUAUACAGUCAUGGGGAAUGGGAACAUCUCGAAGACUACGUCUUUAGUGAUUUAUCGACCAACAUUCAAUCCGACUUGACACCACCGCCUCCCGUCGAACAUCACUACGUUGAUACACCUCUCAAGAUUGUCGCCGGAUUCAUGUUUGCGUUCAUCCUCCUUUUAGCCAUUCGCUGUGCCUGGUGGACCGAAAAGAACAAAACCACGCGAGUAGUGCGGGCAUCGCAACCCUUGUUCUUGCGAGUUAUUAUUGCCGGGAUUGUCAUCUUUGCCAGUGCCAUUAUCCCCAUGAACAUUGACGAUCGAAUCGCAUCGCAUGAGGGAUGUACCAUUGCGUGCAAUUUCUUUUAUUGGCUCAUGUUCCUAGGAUUCUCCAUCAUGUUCUCGGGACUCUUUACCAAAAUCUACCGUGUCAAUCAGAUUCUCAACAAUCCCGUCAAGUUCCGUCGUGUCAAAGUGACCGUCAGGGAUGUCAUCAAACCCAUGGCAGCUAUUAUUGGAGUCAACCUAAUUCUUCUCAUUGUCAUGACAAGCGUCGCUCCUUCGGAAUGGGAAAUUGUCGUGGCCGAAACAGAUCAACACGGACGGCCCACGGAAACCUACGGACACUGUACGACGAAACACCAAAUCCCAUACUACACAACGCUGGGAAUCGUCAACUUUUCGGCUCUGGUGUUCUCCAUCCAGCAAGCCUACAAUACUCGAAAGCUGGCCACGGAAUUCUCCGAAAGUCGAUACAUCUUCUACGCCAUGAUUGGUAUUCUCGUGGCACUGUUCCAGGGAAUCCCAGUACUCAUCCUUGUCCGAGACAGUCCUACCGUCCAGAACUUUAUCAAGUGUACCGUCAUUUUUGUCACCUGCUGCUCGGUACUGCUCUUCAUGUUUGUGCCCAAGAUGAAAUACCUAGUCAAAAUCAGCAAGAAGACUAGAAGUCAAAGGAUGGACUUGUCGGUCAAGGUCUCGGGAUUGCAAAUGGAUGCUUCCAAUUCCAAUACCCACAACCAAUCUGCCGACCACCUCAAUGGUUCUGCAAACUUUUCAAAACUUCGACAAAAGUACGAAAAUGGAAAUGGAGGUAUUGCGAUAUCCGGAUUGAGCAACCUCAGUGGGCUCAGUGGAGCCUCUUCUGCGAGCGGUGAUGGCAGUAGUGAGGAAGAAGGCGUUCGAUUCACGACAAUGACACAUACCGAACUUAAAGAAGAGAACGACAAGCUGCGCAAGAAACUCAAGAUCCUGAACUGCGAUGUGGGUACGUUGGGCACCACUAGCUCGGUAUCUGAGGACAGCGCCGCCGGUUCCAGUGGGAUGAGGAUCAUUGCACGCAAGUCACCGGGCGAAUUAAUGGCGGAGAACAAAAAGCUCAAGAAGACGCUCAAGAAGGCCGUCAAGAACCAUGUUGUCCGGUCUGCCGCGGCGAGAGCAACGAUUAACGAAGCAGACAACGAAUCGCAAAGCGAAGGUGAUGGCUUUGCUCACGAGACGUAUCCUGACAAGCAGGUAUCCUUCAAGCUUCCCUCGCUUCGGAAGAUGCCCAAUGGCGAUGACAGCAUGGUCAUCAACCACGGGAAAUCGAAUGAUAAAGGCAACAACGACAACGUGGAUGGUUUCAUUGGUGACAUUGAAUCGGGGGCAGAUCCAAAAUUAGCUGUCGAUGCCGCUAUGGACAUUGUUGCCGACGCUGCUGGUGUAGUAGAAGAGUUCGAUGACGAAGAUGAUGACGACGACGACUAUGCGUCCAUGGAUGUCAGCCAUGGUGAGAAUGCCACUGACUCUACCAAGGAGAGUUCCACCGAGGAGAAGAACGAAACCGUACCAGCCAACAUCGAGGAGGUCAAGGAAGGCAAAUCCAUCUUUGAAGUUUUCAACACUCGUCGAAAGGACCGGGAAGCCUCCCCGCCUCCCCCUCAAAGAGCGCCAUCGUCAACUGAACUCCAUUUCUCGGCAACUGAUCGUGCCAACAUCGAGGACCCAGCAUCUGUUUUGUAA
This is a messenger RNA of Seminavis robusta, 3690 nucleotides long. Lineage: Eukaryota; Bacillariophyta; Bacillariophyceae; Naviculales; Naviculaceae. The record is from the annotation of a GenBank genome assembly.